AUGAACUGCCCCGCACCCUGCUCCCACCUUCACGCUAGCCAUAAGGCUGUCGUCAGCUUUUCUCAUCCGCCAACGCGGCCUCCCCACCGCUUUAUCCCACGGGGCAACUCCAACGCGCUUCCUGUCCUUUCAUUCGUACUCGACCUCCUCCGGGUACCCACCCCGGCCGAUCCUGUCUCGACCGAGCCACCUCCCACUACCAACAGCAUCAUGCAUGCCACAAGCCAAUACUAG
This is a messenger RNA of Cordyceps militaris CM01, 234 nucleotides long. RefSeq lists its product as uncharacterized. NCBI's taxonomy places the organism in Eukaryota, Fungi, Ascomycota, Sordariomycetes, Hypocreales, Cordycipitaceae. The transcript is spliced from 3 exons. The coding region runs from base 1 to 234 and encodes 77 amino acids. The record is from RefSeq and is a predicted model, not a curated record.